AUGUCGAUUUACGCGUCCCCGUACGACGCGGCAGACGAUGGCGGCAUGCCGGACGAGCUUCCUCGAACCAUCAGCCUCGAGCGGUCCUUCGCCGCCCUUUACGGCUUGCAGAACAGCCAGCAGCAGCAGCAACAGCAACAGCAGCAGCAGAGGAAGUUUCGCGGAUGGAGCAAGAUGGGUUCAUUCUUUGGUUCGUCCAAUUCCAAUGCAUCCUCUGAAGCCUCGCGGCGGGGCUCCGCUGCAGGCUCGUCAGCGGAGGUUCGGAAAGCGAAUGCGGCCCCGUCUCUGCUACGAACAGUAUCGCUACCCAGUCGCGCCGCUGCGCUGAAAGCACAGCAGCAGCAGCAGCAGCAGCAGCAGCAGCAGCAGCAGCAGCAGCAGCAGCAGCAGCAGCAGCAGCAGCAGCAGCAGCAGCAGCAGCAGCAGCAGCGGCGGCGGCGGCGGCGGCGGCGGCGGCGGCGGCGGCGGCAGCAGCAGCAGCAGCAGCAGCAGCAGCAGCAGCAGCAGCAGCAGCAGCAGCAGCAGCAGCAGCAGCAGCAGCAGCAGCAGCAGCAGCAGCAGCAGCAGCAGCAGCAGCAACAACAGCAGCAGCAGCAGCAGACGCAAAGGGCGGUGCGAUCUGCGGAGGAGGAGGAGAGAGAGAGACAGCGACAGAUUGAAAUGUUUGGCACCGUUCUCGCUGACGACGUGCCGCUCCCCCCGCCGGGAUUCGAAUACGACUCCGAUUUCUCCCCCGACCGUCCUAACUUUCCUCCCCCCGCCGUAGCAGCGCCGCCGUCGCCGCCAGAAGCGGCGGAGGGUCAGGAGUACGGAGGGAGACCGGGCGCGGAUUACGAGGGCACCAUUAGCGAAUGGGAGGGCGGCAGUAGCGACUGGGAAGGCGGUCGUUCUGCGGCGAAUGGAGCAGCCGCAGGAGGGGGGGCUGGGGAUCCGGCGGAGUAUCGCCCGCGGGCAGCGCGCGAGUUUAGGCGCACGACGUCGUCGCCCGUGCCUAAGUGCCCGCCUGCUUCCGCGCCUGUGGGCGCGGGGGGCGCAAGAGACCGGCGCCUGGCGGGGGACUGUGUGGGGGCGACCUUCAACGGGCCCUUCAGCGCCGAGGCCGCCGGGGGCGGAGCGAGCAUGGGCGGCGGCGGCAGCCGCAGCGGCGGAACUGCGGGUGGCGGCAGGGCGGACGACGAAGUGCGCGCUGGCGGUGGGGGCGCAGGGAUCGGGGGGGGCGCUGCGCCUGCGGGUCGCGUCACGAGCGGAACCGCAGGGGCCAUGGGGACUCCGUCCCGCGCGUCUGGGCCGUUUGUUGCGCCUCCCGCCGCCAGCAGCAAGCCGCCCGUGAGAGGCGGGUUUGGGCGCAGCACGAGUGUCACGCAGACGCAGGGGAACGCCGCGGAGGCCGGCGCUCCUGCGGGCGUCGCUGGCAGCGGCGGGGGUGGCGCGGGGGGAGGGCGCAGGGGGUUCCGGCGCGCCAUGUCGAUGGAACUGCGGCCGCGCGCGAGAGCCAACAGGGCGCCGCUCGCCCUUAACCCGCUCGACGCCUCCCCGCCCGCAAGCAGCGCCGCCAGCGCAUUCCCCCGCCCCCCCGUCCCAUGGGCAGCAGCGGACAACCCUUGCUCCCCCUCCGCCCCCCUCCCUGCCCCCCAAAAGCAGCCGCCCCCGUCCGUCCCCGCGUCGUCCUCCCCCUUUGGCCGUCCUCCCCCCAGCAGCAACCACAGCGCCCGCGGGUGGGCGGCGUGGACGCAGGCAGAUGAAGCCUCCCCCAGAGCGGCCUUCGCGCCGCCCUUCUUGCGCUCCUCGUCCGUCGGAGGCCCCUCCCCCUCCGCCCUGCGCAACCGAGAGCUGCCCCCGCCCGCCCCCCCCUACAGCGCGCACCCAAACCCACAUGCUGGGAUAGGCGCGUGGGCAGGGGCAGGCGGAGGGGCGGGCGGAGGGGGAAUGGGCGCGGCGGCGGGCGGCGGGUACGGGUGGGCGUCCCCGGGGUCGCAGCGGUCGUUAAGUCCCGAACGCGCGGACAGCCAGCCGGGGCCGCUGGGUCUGGUGCAGGAGAGCAGCGAGGAGGGCGAAGGGUCGCGCAUGAGGGGAGGCACGGGGGAGAGGCGGGGCGGCGGGGGAAGGGGUCUUAGGGAGCGGAGUGGAGAGAGGCACGGGGGAGCGAGGAGGAUGGGCGGGCGGGCGAGGGAAGGCAGGGCGAGAGGGCGAGAUGAGGAGAGUGAGAGCGAGAGUGCGAGUGAGAGUGGGAGCGAAAGUGGGAGCGAGAGUGGGAGUGGGAGUGAGAGGGGCAGUGGAAGUGGUUCAGGAAGCGAGAGUGAAGACGGGGGGGGACGGAGGGGCCAGCACCAGCGAGCAGGUGCGGACGGCAGGGCGCUUGGGGAGGGGCGGGGGGGAGCGGGGGGGAGGGGGAGGUGGGAGGGGCGGGGGAGGGUUCUGCAGGGCGGGAUGGGCAGGGGGGGCGUGGGUAGGGACGGACUGGCACGGGGGGCUGGGGGGUUGAUGGGGGCAGCAGGGGGGCCAGGGUGGGAGGGGGCGGGCGAGGAGGCGGGGGAGGAGAGUCCCCGCGAGGUGACUGUGCGCCCUGCCCGCCUGGGCGCGUGGGGAGCAGGGGGGGGCGCAGGGCGCGUGGGGGGGUCGCCUGGGAGAGAGGGGUGUGGCGGAGGGGGCGAGGAGGAGGGGGGCGUGAUGCUGCUGCGGGCGAGCACUCUGCACGAGAGCAGUGCUAGUAGCAGCAGGCGCGGUGGCAGCAGCAGCGCUUGGCAUGCAGAGAGGCAGGCAGAGGCAGGAGGGCAGUGCAGUGGGGCGGGCGUGGGGGGUGUGGUGCAGAUGGGUGGGAGGGACGCGAGGAGGGGGUUGGUGCGGUCGGCCAGUGGGGUGGAGGCGAGGCACUGCCGCAACCGCAGUGCGGGCGGCGGCAUGAGCAUCGGCGCCACCGGCAGCGUUGGCGUCGCUGCUGCCUCCGCCCUCGGCCCUUUCGACAACUCCCACCCCCCAAACGCACCACCACAUGCAGCAGGGCCGGCACGCGUGGAUGCUCACAACCCUCGAAGGGGUCUGGUUCGGUCGGCCAGUGGAGUGGAGGCGAGGCACCGGCGGGAGAGGAGUGGAGGCGGCAGCAGCAGCGGCAGUGGAGGGGGUGCAGGCAUGGGGUGGCUGGCAGGGGGGAUGGGGGCGGCAGAGCAGGGGGAGCAGACAGAGGAAGGGCGGAGUGAGGCCGGUAGAGCGUUUACGCGGUCGAGCAGCGGCGUGGAGGCGCGGCACAGGAGGCAGCGCAGCAGCGGCGCUGGCAGCACGGGCGGUGCGGGCGGCAUUCUCAGCUCGCUGCUGUCGCGCCCGGGUGCAGCGGAUGGGGGCACGGCGGCCGACAGGGAUGCAGGCGAGGGCAAGGCGAGCGGCAAGGGGGGGGGCUUUGGGUUGGUGCGCAUGGCAACGAUGGAGAAGCGGCGCGGCAAAGGCCGCAGCAACUCCGUGGUCGAUGACAGGCUGGCUGCCAGCCCCUUCCAGGACCUCUCCUGGGAUUAG
Molecule: messenger RNA, 3504 nt
Organism: Closterium sp. Naga37s-1
Lineage: Eukaryota; Viridiplantae; Streptophyta; Zygnematophyceae; Desmidiales; Closteriaceae
Source: the annotation of a GenBank genome assembly